AGUGUCUAUGCUUCAAAUCAACUAAGCCAAAAUGAAACUAGCGUAUUGUUUAAUUAUCGCUAUGGUCUGCGUAACAGCGCAUACCAGAUCCACUCCUGAACGCGAUAGAGUAUACGGGAAGAUGUUUGAAUGCCAAAAAGAAUUAGGUUCAAUUGUAGACGCACUCGAAAACGUUAAAAAUGGAGAUAUAAACCCUGAUACUGGCAAGCUAAUUCUUUGUAUUCAUCGUAAAUUGGGAAUCAUGGAUCAGAAUGGAGACAUUGUUCCUGAUCAGUACAAGCAACACGUUGAAGCUGUUACUGAUGACAAGGAUCGUCAGAAAGAAUUUCAAGAGAAAUGCGGCAAACCUCAAGGAGAAAAUGCCGAAGCUAAAGCUAUUAAUUUUGACACAUGUUUCCAAUCCAUCUUAAAAAUAAUGGGUCGUAUUUAAAUUAUAU
Messenger RNA from Diabrotica balteata, 437 nucleotides. The record is from the annotation of a GenBank genome assembly. NCBI's taxonomy places the organism in Eukaryota, Metazoa, Arthropoda, Insecta, Coleoptera, Chrysomelidae.